GAUGGGAUAUAAUAUUGUGUUUAUACAUCAGCCAGUAUGUACUCUUCCGUUUCAGAACACUGUUGAUAUUAUGCUCCCGUCCUACAACUCGUACCCGAUCGCUGCACAACGUGACCACUCAUAAUACUAUGUGAUUUGGCCAGAGAAACACCGCACUUUCGUAUCAAAAAUGAGUCUCGAAUUCAGCCAAGAACAUGGCCAUCACCAUCACCGGAGUUGUAUAUUUACGUGGAUAUCCUUUGUGCUGGCCGUCAUUUACACGCCAGUGUAUUGCAUAUGUUACCUAACAACAACUCUUGGUAGAUUUGUAUUAUUACGAAUUCUAAAAAAGAAGUAUCCAGACUUAGAGUUCAUAAAGUCGGUGUCCAUUCAGUCUGCAAUGGAUACACCUAAAAAUAUAGGAUACAUUGUGGUAUUACUUAAGGUUAUUGGAGAUUUUGACAUUAAUCUGAUGAAACACACAAUUCAGACAGAUAUAGUGGAAAAAUACGACCGGAUAACCGGUCGUCUGUAUUAUCCGCACCUUCGGUGUUCGCUAACGAAGAAAUGGUUGCGGUACGCGUGGAUCAAAUCACCUAACUUCUCCAUCGACAACCACGUGAUCGGAUUGCCGGAAACCAAAAAAGCAGCAUCCGAGGACGACAUUAUGCAACACGUUAACGAAAUAAUCGCGGAUAUCAUACCGCCCGAACUUCCGCAGUGGCAGAUCACCAUGAUCCCGGCGGACGAAGACACGUUCUACAUGCUAGUCCGGAUACACCACCUGUACUCGUCCGAGGACGGUGUCGGGCUGAGCGACCUGUUGCUACUGAAACCGGACGACGGUCAUCUGAAACACAACGAGAAGUCGUCGUCAUCGUCAAACCAGCAGGCGGACGCCGACAGCAUCCAGAACAUCCUGUCCACCGUAUACCAGGCGCCGACCGCGUUGCCCAGACUCGGCGAACACCUGUCGGAGAUUUUAGCCAACAUGUGGAACGAACUCGUGUCCGAGUACGACCCGCUGGAGAACCCAAAAGUAUUCAGGAGCCGGCCGAACGUGUUUAUUUUUGGCACCAUGAUGACGAUCGUCAUCGCGUCCGCGGCCAAGGACAAGACCACCAAGCGCAACUUUGCGCACAAGCUGAAGAGGGAGACGACGCGCCGCGACAUUAAGUUACAGUACAUGUGCUCGAGUGUGAUCAACACGUUCCACCCAGCCCUGUGGCUUUCUAUCGCCUGGUGGCUGUUCGUCAAGUGCGUACUCCGGUUGCCCAUCACCAUGAUUCUGAUGAUCAAGAACAUGUCCUCGUACCUAUACUGGAUGUCUGUGGUGGUAUACUCGGUGUCCGAGCUGCUGUACUUAGCCCGGCUCGUGUACUACGCGCCGAGCACCGUCAUCCGGGAACUGGUGUUGCCGUUCUUCGGCGGCCGAGACCGCGGAGCCAUGCGGGCGCCGGAGGGCAGUAAAUGCGUGUACUGGUCGCAGCCCAUCAACCAGGACCUGGUCAACACCAUACACGACAACACAGGCGCGGCUACAUGCGAGAUCCAGCUGUCCAUGUUGGCUUCCGUGUUGCAGGAAUACUUCACCGACACCGACGUCCGGUUCACCAAGGACGUGAUGACCACCACGCGGUUCGUGUCCAAAGCCAACUUGUUCCAGCUUAACAACCGGCACGUGGUCACCAACGGGCUGUUGGCCCUGCCGCUGCCCAUGGACACCGAAAACGAUCCCAUGUACAGCCUGCACGAGAUGCAAGAGUGCCUUCAGGAAGCCAUCGGCAACCAGACUGCCCUAUACAUAGCGUCCAUGUGGCAGAUCGACCACAGCCUUGCAACGUCGUUCCUGCCGUCGCCGGUAGUUAGCUGCGGGCUGCACUUCCUCACAAAAAAGUUCCCGUUGACCGUCACUUACGUCGAGGAACACAAGUCGGACCGCAAGCGACGGAUGUUGUUGUGGGGCCAAGAGGUGGACGCCAUCUUGUACUGGAGACCGCCGCAGUCCAACGUCUGUAUGUCGUUAUCGAUAAUUAACUACGGCGGACAUUUGAGAUUGGCGGUAAUGGCCGACGCGAAAAUGACUCCUCCUUGUAAAGACAUCGUAUCCAAGUACGAAAAAAAUAUCCCGCAUUUCGUUAAAGCAGCUGAGCAUUAUGCAAAAAUCGUCAACACUUCAGAUUAGUCUAUAGUAUUUUUUAUACAUUUAUAUUAGGUUUGUUAUAUAAAAUAAUGAAAAAAUCCA
This is a messenger RNA of Melanaphis sacchari, 2224 nucleotides long. RefSeq lists its product as uncharacterized. The record is from RefSeq and is a predicted model, not a curated record. Lineage: Eukaryota; Metazoa; Arthropoda; Insecta; Hemiptera; Aphididae. Gene Ontology annotation, molecular function: diacylglycerol O-acyltransferase activity; long-chain-alcohol O-fatty-acyltransferase activity. Gene Ontology annotation, cellular component: plasma membrane. The coding region runs from base 170 to 2164 and encodes 664 amino acids. Gene Ontology annotation, biological process: triglyceride biosynthetic process. The transcript is spliced from 6 exons.